This is a messenger RNA of Ichthyophthirius multifiliis, 210 nucleotides long. RefSeq names its product ribosomal protein, putative. Gene Ontology annotation, biological process: cytoplasmic translation. Gene Ontology annotation, cellular component: cytosolic large ribosomal subunit; ribosome. The record is from RefSeq and is a predicted model, not a curated record. NCBI's taxonomy places the organism in Eukaryota, Ciliophora, Oligohymenophorea, Hymenostomatida. The transcript is spliced from 2 exons. Gene Ontology annotation, molecular function: structural constituent of ribosome.
AUGGCAAAAUCAAAAAAUUCAACUAAUAAAAAUUAAAUUUCUAAGUCUCAUAGAAAUGGCAUUAAAAAGCCUAAAAAUGAAAGAUAUAUUUCAUUAAAAGGAGUUAACUCAAAGUUUUUAAGAAACAGAAGAAGAGCUAUUGCAAAUGAUCCUUCAAUUAAAAAGAAUAAAUCUCUUGAAAGAAGAGUAAAAGCAAAAACUGGGAAAUGA